Verticillium nonalfalfae is the source of this 612-nucleotide messenger RNA. RefSeq names its product p24 complex component (gene EMP24). The transcript is spliced from 3 exons. Gene Ontology annotation, biological process: Golgi organization; endoplasmic reticulum to Golgi vesicle-mediated transport; protein retention in ER lumen. NCBI's taxonomy places the organism in Eukaryota, Fungi, Ascomycota, Sordariomycetes, Glomerellales, Plectosphaerellaceae. Gene Ontology annotation, cellular component: endoplasmic reticulum; COPII-coated ER to Golgi transport vesicle; endoplasmic reticulum-Golgi intermediate compartment. Bases 1 to 612 code for a protein of 203 amino acids. The record is from RefSeq and is a predicted model, not a curated record.
AUGUUUUUCGCCUCAGUCGCCAAGCUGCUCCUCGCAGCUGGCCUCUUCCAGUCCGCCCUCGCCCACAACAUCCAGCUCCCCGCCCACGGCCGCGAGUGCUUCCACGAGUCUCUGCGUCGCGAUGACAAGAUGACCGUCACCUUCCAGGUCGGCGACCGUGAGUUUGGCAGCGCCGGCAACCUCGACAUCAACUUCUGGAUCCAGAACCCCAGGGGCCAGUACGAGACCCAGCAGAAUGGCAUCUCCAACGGCGACUACACUUUUGACGCGAAACACGACGGAAAGUACACCUACUGCUUCGGAAACGAGCACUGGGGUGCCCACACCAAGGAAGUCUCCUUCAACGUUCACGGCAUUGUCUAUGUCAGCGAAUCCGAUGUGCCCAGCGAUCCGCUCGAGAAGGAAGUCCGCAAAAUGUCCGAGCUCCUUGCCCAGGUCAAGGAUGAGCAAUCCUACAUCGUUAUUCGCGAGCGCACCCACCGCAACACUGCCGAGAGCACCAACAGCCGUGUCAAGUGGUGGAACUUGUUCGUCAUCACUCUUGUCGUGGGCGAGGCGGGUUUCCAGGUCUGGUGGUUGCGGAGGUUCUUCGAGGUGAAGAGGUUGGUGUAA